AGCUCAGCCUGUUGCUCAUAACCUUCACGGAGAGCAGGCAGACAGACAGACGGACAGUACCACCGCCGUGACAGUGGAGUAGAGAGCGGUGCAUUUCACAGUCUCUGGUAAGACUGUUUACCUCCGAAGGGGUGAGGAGGAUUCGCAGUUUGAGUUCAGGAUGGAGACAUAUGAUGAGAAAAACACAUGUGGGAUGAUUUGUCUGAAAUAUCUGCUAUUGACCUUUAACCUUCUCUUCUGGCUGGCAGGUGGAGUGGUGAUGGCGGUGGGGGUGUGGACCCUCGUAGAGAAGAGUGACUACAUCAGCCUCCUCAACUCCACCUUCUACUCUGCCUCUGCCUACAUCCUCAUAGCUGCCGGGGCUAUCGUUGUCUUCACUGGGAUCGUAGGCUGCUGUGCCACCCUCAAGGAGAUGAGGAGUCUGCUUAUAGUGUAUUUCUUCCUGCUACUCUGUAUAUUCUUGCUGGAGAUCGUAGCUGGAGUCCUGGCCUAUAUCCAAUAUCAGGAGCUGGAUAAGGAGCUGCAACACAACCUGAAGGAGACCAUGGUUCAGAAAUACCAGCAGUCUGGAGAGGAGAGCAUCACCAGUGCAGUGGACAAGCUGCAGCAGGAGUUUAAGUGUUGUGGUAGUAACAGCUCGUCAGACUGGUCAGACAGUGUGUGGAUCCUGACACCUAGCAACGAGAGACUGGUCCCAGACAGCUGCUGCAAGACUCCCAGUAACCUCUGUGGCCGCAGAGACCACCCCUCUAAUAUCUACAAGGUGGAGGGAGGGUGCAUCACAAAGCUGGAGACCUUCAUUCUGAGCCAACUGCAGAUCCUGGGAGCAGUGGCGAUCGGCAUCGCCUUCCUCCAGCUCGUAGGGAUGAUUCUUGUUUGCUGCCUGUAUCGAGGUCUGAAGGAGGAGUCAUACUGAGCAUGGCUGAUG
Oncorhynchus masou masou (cherry salmon) is the source of this 928-nucleotide messenger RNA. Its product is annotated as CD151 antigen-like. Gene Ontology annotation, biological process: cell migration. The record is from RefSeq and is a predicted model, not a curated record. NCBI's taxonomy places the organism in Eukaryota, Metazoa, Chordata, Actinopteri, Salmoniformes, Salmonidae. The transcript has 8 exons. Bases 161 to 916 code for a protein of 251 amino acids. Gene Ontology annotation, cellular component: plasma membrane.